Molecule: messenger RNA, 1626 nt
Organism: Thrips palmi
Lineage: Eukaryota; Metazoa; Arthropoda; Insecta; Thysanoptera; Thripidae
Exons: 3
Coding region: 1279-1626 (115 amino acids)
Source: RefSeq, a predicted model, not a curated record
GCUCAGGGUCUUCAUCUUGCAUUUCCAGAAAAGGAACCGGUGAAUUCUAAAAACAGAGGAACAGAAAAUGUCAGCACAUUAACUCAAGUGAGUGCAACAUAAUUCUAAAGGAUUUGAAAUCUCGGAAAACAAUGAGUGCACACAAAGGGAAAUAAUAAAUUCAGAAUUCACUUACAUCUGGGCCCCUUUUGGAGUUUGAGCUGGAGGAAUGGACACCUGAUGAAUCUGAAGAUUUUAACGAUGAGGAUGAUGAGGAAGAUUUUGACGAUGAGGAUGAUGAGGAAUGUAAAGUUUCCAAAACUUUGGGUGAGGGCCUGCAAGUCCUGACCUUCCUGUGCAGCAGUUCUGAUAGUGUAUCUGCAAAUACACACCAAUAUUGGCAUUAUUAUUGGCAUAUUUCAUUAGAAUUAAAAAUUAAGUUCACCGUUCAAGGCGCAUACUCAAAGUACCUGCAGUAGCAAGGAUGGUUGCCGGAUACAUUCCCGGCCCGGCCUGGUUGUCUGACCCGGCUUCAAAGUCAGGAAUCGUCGCCAGUCGCUUCUUAGCUUCUUGCAACGUUUCCAUGCGUUUCCCGAUGGUUUUCGGGGACCAAAACGCACUCACAACCUUAUUUUUGGUGAACUUGGUCCCCUUAACCUCAGGAAUGCAACACAGUGGGAUGUCGGCGAUGCUCUUCUUUUGAUCCAAAAAUUGGACAGUGCCAUGGGGAGUCUCACUUAAGGCAAGAUGAGUAGUGCCCUCUGUGGAUUUAGUUGGUUUGGGCAUUCUGACUUAGGUACCUCUAAUUAACACGAAAGAAAACUCGGUGCAACCGCUUCGACGCUUUGGCUGGAGAGAAAGGACGCUACGCUGUAACCAAGGAAACGGAUGAGCGACCACGACCACGGGCGAUCACGUGCAUCUAUGAAAAGUUUUUGAGGCAAGUUCCUUUGAAUUCUUCCACUGUACGCAUAUGACACUACUUUUAUUCUCCGCGAAUUUUCCAGUCAAUGUCUUUAUAAUAUUAGAAUGCACCCUAUUCCGUGUCAGUAUCUUUUGAACACCUGGGUGAGCGUAGAAAUCAGUUUCGCAGUGAUGUUAUUUCUCAUAUAUGAUUCGAUAUCUCGAUCGUGGUCGCAACAACGCUCGAUAGCUCGAUAGGCUUGAUUACUCGCGAGGCAGGCACAGACGUAAACAAAAAACUUUGCCUAUAAGUCGUUUUCUGGGCUGGAAAUUAAGAACUCUUCACGUAUACAGGUGUUAUUGUUUCAAUAUCACUGUUUCAGAGCAGAAGCAAGCAUGCAUCGGAGGCGGCUGAACGAUUACCGGCAAUACUUGGAGGGGAAACGUGACUCUGCUGUUCCAAUUUCCAACCGUACUGCUCGUGCUUGGUUAGAGCAAGGAAAAGCAACUGCAACAGAACUAGUUGCAUUGGGAAUAUACCCAGUUAAGGCCCAACAAGGCAGAAAGAACAUCAAGGCUGUGCACCUAGUUCUUCAGCCAACCCUGAAGAGCACCUGCUACACAUCAACUCAACUUCUACCAGUGGCAGUGACGAUGACUCUGAGGGUGGAACUGCGUCUUUGCAUGGAACGACUGCCUCUGGGCUUAGUGGUGGUGAUACUAAUUCUGUUCGCUCUGACUUAG